UGCUUUUUCCUUCAUCAGGAGAAACAUGCAGAAUCCGUGUGUGGGACAGCCUACUACAUGGCCCCAGAAAUGCUGCAAGGCAAUGGAUACAGCUUUGAAGUCGACUGGUGGAGCGUGGGAGUCGUCACAUAUGAGAUGUUGGCAGGCCACAGGCCCUUUGAAUUUGAUGCCAACAAAAGAGAUUUGCAAACACUCUACACUAAAAUCGUAUGUGACACCAUAGACAUUCCCACAUGGUUGUCGCCAGAUGUGGCAGACCUUGUCUGGAACCUCCUGGACAAGAAACCACAUUGCAGACUUGGCGCACUGGACAUCAAGUGGCAUCCAUUCUUUGACGGACUCAAGUGGAGUGACGUGAUGGCAAAGAAAUACCAGAUGCCACGCCCUCCACCACGACGACCAGUCGGCUCUAUUACGUCCAGUCAGACAAGAGACAGUAUCUUCAACCAGAGUGAAGACAAUUACGAGGUAUGCACAUAUGUUGCGCCCGUACUUAUACCACAUUAGACACAUGACGGAGACAUCGAAUAGCCGCACCCAAGACCAAGAAAUGGACGAUGUUCAACUCGCGUCUGUCAUCGAAGAAGUCAUCACAAUACCAUUUGAGAAUAGUGAAACUCCAGAAAUGGACGACGUGAUGUUUGCAUCGGCCAUUUAAGACAUCGUGAAUCAGCUAAAUUAGUAUAAUUAGGGCAUUUUUAGUUGAAAAGUUAAAUAGUUAAAUUGUUGUAAUGAAAACGUUAAAUUGUUUAGUCAAAAACUGUUUAAUUAAAUUGUUUUUGAUUUAACUGUUUAUAUUUUAGAUAAAUAGUUCAAUUGUUUGUGAAAAAGUUAAAUUGUUUUUAGUUCACAUAUUAUAUAUUUAAGAAUAAAAAUUAUAAAAUAUGUUCAUAAACUUGCGCUGCAUGUGUUUCCAUACUUGUUACUCAUAAUUCCAGUUCCUGUUCUGAUCCAAUGUUUAUUUCUUUUCCAGAUCCCAGGGAUGGACAACAUUGAAUUUCUGUCCUUCAGUGAAGAAUCACGAAUCUGCCCAUUUAGUUACGUAGUUUGAAAUUAAAAGACUCCAGAAAUGGAUGACGUGAUGUUUGCAUCGGCCAUUUAAGACAUCGUGAAUCAGCUAAAUUAGUAUAGUAGUAGUAUAGUUGAAAAGUUAAAUAGUUUCAGUUAAAUAGUUAAAUUGUUGUAAUGAAAACAGUAAAUUGUUUAGUCAAAAACUGUUUAAUUAAAUUGUUUUUGAUUUAACUGUUUAUAUUUUAGAUAAAUAGUUCAAUUGUUUGUGAAAAAGUUAAAUUGUAUUAGUUAAAUUGUUUUUAGUUCACAUAUUAUAUAUUUAAGAAUAAAAAUUAUAAAAUAUGUUCAUAAACUUGCGCUGCAUGUGUUUCCAUACUUGUUACUCAUAAUUCCAGUUCCUGUUCUGAUCCAAUGUUUAUUUCUUUUCCAGAUCCCAGGGAUGGACAACAUUGAAUUUCCGUCCUUCACUGAAGAAUCACGAAUCUGCCCAUUUAGUUACGUAGUUUGAAAUUAAAAGACUCCAGAAAUGGAUGACGUGAUGUUUGCAUCGGCCAUUUAAGACAUCGUGAAUCAGCUAAAUUAGUAUAGUAGUAGUAUAGUUGAAAAGUUAAAUAGUUUCAGUUAAAUAGUUAAAUUGUUGUAAUGAAAACAGUAAAUUGUUUAGUCAAAAACUGUUUAAUUAAAUUGUUUUUGAUUUAA
This is a messenger RNA of Zootermopsis nevadensis, 1710 nucleotides long. The record is from RefSeq and is a predicted model, not a curated record. NCBI's taxonomy places the organism in Eukaryota, Metazoa, Arthropoda, Insecta, Blattodea, Termopsidae.